UAAAGGACUUUCUUACUGGUUUAAUUAGUUCUUGUCAUUGUCCGGCGGAGGGGGAUUAAACUUGCAGCGGUCGCAAAGUACCAGGAAAGCCAGUGCGUUGGUUAUAUUUUCAGGGAGCGCUUCGUUUGAGAAAGCUGGGGCUCUGUAGGCAGCAUAUAAGUUUGUACUGGUGCUCAAGACGCAUGUUGCCCUCGGUGUCCUGUUUGGCAUGCAUGUGUAAACGCUGUGUGUCGCAUUUCAGUUGUGUGCCACUUUGCGUUCGUUCAGGAGGAGCCGAGGUUAGGAUCGACUCCUUUAGCCAUGUUAGCUGCAACAUGUAACAAAAUAGGGAGUCCGAGCCCUUCACCGUCUGCAAUUUCGGAUAACUCCUCAUCGUUUGGAAAAGGCUUCCACCCGUGGAAAAGAGCCGCUGCGAGUAGCUGCAGCCUGGGAUCCGGCAUCUCCAGCUUCGGAGUGUCCCGCAAUGGAUCCGGCAUCUCGGACUCUUUCGGCACCAACAGCUCCACUGGAUCCAGUGCUUUUUCCCUCACUUCCGGUACAUCGUCUAGUUCACACUUUGGAAACGAUUAUUCUGUUUUCCAAGCCUCAGUUUCGAGCAACUCUCAAGAGUCCAGCCACCAGCCGGUUUUCAUCUCCAAGGUGCACACCUCAGUGGACAGUUUGCAGGGCAUCUAUCCGAGGAUGAGCGUUGCGCAUCCCUACGAGUCCUGGUUCAAAUCGUCUCAUCCCGGCAUCCCCACAGGAGAUGUCGGAACCACCGGAGCCUCUGCGUGGUGGGAUGUGGGAGCGGGAUGGAUUGAUGUUCAAAAUCCUAAUGGAGCAGCACUACAGACGUCCUUACAUUCCGGUGGACUCCAGACCUCCUUGCACUCUCCUCUGGGCGGAUAUAAUUCUGAUUACUCGAGUUUAAGUCACUCUGCUUUCAGUACAAGUCCCUCUCCACACCUGUUGACAACCGGCCAGCACCUGAUGGACGGUUUCAAACCGGUUUUAUCAUCUUAUCCGGACACAAGCCCCUCUCCAUUAACCGGGGCAGGUGGGAAUAUGCUCUCCGGGGGUCCACCUGCAUCUUUAGCGGGGUCUCCGAGGUCAUCUGCCCGGAGGUACUCGGGCAGAGCCACCUGCGACUGUCCAAACUGCCAGGAGGCGGAGAGACUCGGACCGGCGGGUGCCAGCCUCCGGAGAAAAGGUCUUCACAGCUGUCACAUCCCCGGCUGUGGGAAGGUUUACGGGAAAACGUCGCACCUAAAGGCGCAUUUGAGGUGGCACACCGGCGAGAGGCCGUUUGUGUGCAACUGGCUUUUUUGCGGGAAGAGGUUCACACGCUCCGACGAGCUCCAGCGACAUUUACGCACACAUACCGGGGAGAAAAGAUUCGCCUGCCCGGUUUGCAACAAGAGAUUUAUGCGUAGCGAUCACCUGAGUAAACAUGUAAAAACUCACAGCGCCGGGGGAUCCGCCGGCUCCGGCUCCGGGGGCAGCGGAGGAAAGAGGGGGAGUGAUACCGACAGCGAGCACAGCGCGCCGGGAAGCCCUCCGUGCCAUUCCCCCGACCUGUUGCACCCACCUGAGUCAACCCAGGGCGUAGGCAUGAACGGCCUCUAAAUCUCCCCUCAGUGAAACACAAACUGUAGAACAACAGAGUGUUGCGGUGGAAUUGUCCAAGAGGACAUGACAGUGGACAUACCGUGGUGUAUGCAAAACGCCUCAUCAAGGUCACAGAAUGAGAAAAUAGGCCCGUACGUUCCGUUGACUUUUUCUAAGACUACUAAUUCCAUAAUUCCAUAGCUGUACCAUCAGACACAUCUCAUUAAUACAUCUGCGGUGUGAACGUGUAAUCAAGUUCUUGUGGGCACACCGGGACAGGGCGCAACAAAAACCUAUUCCAGCCCGAUCCUGAAUACCCUCCAUGUUUUAUUUCCCAGGGUAUGAGACGCAACACACAGAGACCACCGCUGUGAAAGAUGUGGGCCUGCUAAGUUGUGCUAUCGCUGUCAUACAAUAUUGUUCAAACCAAACUCUGGCACUUUAUUACCGAGCAGGAGAAAUAGUUUUUGUCCCCCGAGGAUGGGCUGCUUGGUAGGAACAAAAACCUGUGGUAAGAUACGGGGUGGGAUGGUUUUCAUUAUAUCCGAGCUCCUCAAACGUCGCAAGUUUAUAACACACACUGCUAUUGAACCCGCAGCCUGCGGUAUGUGCGCCAAGUUUGUAAGUAGUCCAGUCGAGGUCACUCACACUUCACUUCGCUGCAAAAUGUGUUGUAUAUACUGAGAAAUGUAGGUUAGAAUAAUUACAGACCAAUGUAAAGGUGAGUAAUGUAUUUGUCCAGGAGACGAUUUUGUAUAGGUAUUUCUAGUUGUAUAUGGACUCUAGUAAAUAUUUGAAAAUAUACGGAAAUGUACUUGGAUUUUUCUUUGACAUGAUAUGAAAUGUAUUGUGGGGAGUUCUAUUUAACCACGACUUUUCUUGUAUUAGGGGUCUAUCUUUAGGCGCACUUUGAAUUUAUUUGUAACGAUUUGAAAUCAUUUACUGUUUGCCCACUCAUUUAAUUUAAGUAAGCAUGUUGUAAAGUGAUUUUGAUUUUACAAUGAUUUUUUUUCCGAGAAUGGCUUUUUAUGUAAGCCACUCAAUAAAGUCAGUAUGAAUUCAGAAGCAGCUCAUCGACUCAGUUUUAUUGAUUGUUGAGUCGAUCAAAUCCAUUUUUGCACCGACAAAACCAGAAAGUUUGAGAUUUUACGCAGCCUAGGAUUUGUUCUGCUGCACAUUUUCUUUAAUUAAUGUCAAAAAAUGUAGAUAGUGAGUUUAAUUAUCUCUGCGCAGCUGGUACAUGAUGGGAAAGGGCCUGCGGCAACAUCAGGGCCUCACCCACAAAUUAACUUCAAUUUCAGUAAUAAAAUUAAGCAGCUAAACGGAACAUUUACCUUUAAAAAAGAAAAGUAAAAUUAAGUUCUCUUGGAAUUUAAAUUUAGGCUAAAGUUCACUAACCUCGCUUCAUGUCUGUUUUUCUGUUGAGCGUAAAAAUGAAACCUCAAACUUCUCUGAGGCCGAAGUCAACACUGGUCAAACUUCAGGCCUAAUUGUGUUAAACCACCGCUUUCUAAAUCCUUAUUAAUGAUUAAUUACUGUGCGUUAAAUAUCUUUGACUGUUUCCCCACUGCAGGUUUUAUUUUUGUUCUCUUUGCAAUCAAACUUCCUCCCAGUCAAGAGAUAUUAUUAUAAACACACACACGGUUUGUUCAUUUUAAACUUUAAGCUGCUGAUAAAUGCGCAGUAGAUUUAGUGUUAACAUUUACAUGAUUGUAUUAUUGAAUGUGGUCUCUAAAUAUUUUAAUAGUGGAAUAAGGACAAUUUAUACUUUUGUUGUGAGCAGUCUUGUUCCCCUUUAGGCCGUGCUUAUUUUGACUUGAUGUCAAGUUGGACUAAAUCCCCUGCUUAUUACUAAAA
Messenger RNA from Monopterus albus (swamp eel), 3444 nucleotides. It is a transcript of the gene sp8b, whose product is annotated as sp8 transcription factor b. Gene Ontology annotation, biological process: regulation of transcription by RNA polymerase II. The record is from RefSeq and is a predicted model, not a curated record. Gene Ontology annotation, molecular function: DNA-binding transcription factor activity, RNA polymerase II-specific; RNA polymerase II cis-regulatory region sequence-specific DNA binding. The transcript is spliced from 3 exons. Lineage: Eukaryota; Metazoa; Chordata; Actinopteri; Synbranchiformes; Synbranchidae. Bases 301 to 1605 code for a protein of 434 amino acids.